Molecule: messenger RNA, 2143 nt
Organism: Ogataea polymorpha
Lineage: Eukaryota; Fungi; Ascomycota; Pichiomycetes; Pichiales; Pichiaceae
Exons: 1
Coding region: 13-951 (312 amino acids)
Biological process (GO): peptidyl-arginine methylation
Cellular component (GO): nucleus
Molecular function (GO): protein-arginine N-methyltransferase activity
Source: RefSeq, a predicted model, not a curated record
AUCCACGAAGAGAUGCUGAAGGAUACUGUUCGCACACUGUCGUACAGAAACGCGAUAAUGAAGAACAGACACCUGUUUAAGGAUAAGAUUGUUUUGGAUGUGGGAUGCGGAACGGGGAUUCUGUCGAUGUUUGCUGCCAGAGCCGGGGCCAAGCACGUCAUUGCCGUGGAUAUGUCGAACAUCAUUGAGAUGGCGCAGCAGAUCGUCGACAUCAAUGGGUUUUCGGACAAGAUCACGCUCUUGAGAGGAAAAUUGGAAGAUGUCGAAAUGCCUUACGAUAAGGUGGAUAUCAUCAUUUCCGAGUGGAUGGGUUACUUCCUGCUUUACGAGUCCAUGUUGGAUACGGUUUUGGUGGCCAGAGACAGAUACCUGAAACCAGGCGGGCUGAUUUUCCCUGAUAAGGCCAACAUCCAGGUUGCCCUGAUUGAGGAUGGCAGCUACAAAGACGAAAGAAUCUUUUACUGGGAGGACGUUUAUGGAUUUGACUAUUCGCCGUUUAUCCCUCUUGUGAUGACUCAGCCUCUCAUUGAGACCGUCGAGAACAAGACUGUGGUGACCAACCAUUUUAAACUGAUUGAAUUCGACCUCAACACCGUCACGAUUGAUGAGCUGGCUUUCCACAAACCAUUCAAGCUGACGGCCACCAGAGAUGAUCUAGCACAUGCUUUGGUUGCGUGGUUUGAUAUCGAGUUCCCUUAUGACCAGCCACAGAACAAAGUUGUAUUUUCGACGGGUCCGCACGUGAAUUACACACACUGGCAGCAGACGAUUUUUUAUUUGGACCAGGUGCUGGACUUGAAAAAGGGCGAGACGAUCGAGGGCUCGCUGGCCUCGAGACCCAACGAGCACAACAACAGAGAGCUGGACAUUGAGCUGGAGUGGGACUUUAGAGCCUCGGGCGACCACGACUCGCGCCAGCAACGAGGCAAGUUCAAUUACUUCUUGCGGUAACCUAAUUAGAUGCGUCUCCUGGGGUUGUGAUUAUGUCAGCCACAUGGGGGUUCCAGGAUAGAAUUUAAAAGUAUAGACAGCCCUAAAUGGUAUCGCCAUUGCGAAUUGGUACCACGUGGUCUGAAUUAGUCUAGUACAUUGGCUCCAAUAAAUAGAAAACAGGCGAGCGAGCUUAAGGUUGUGUUCUUUUUGUUUUCUUGCCGGAUGUUUAUUUUUGUUCUUCUCCUUGGCAGCAUUGUGAGCUGCGCACCCAUUGCGCAAAUGCCGUUGGUUCGUCCAGCAUUGACAACCGAACUGACCAAGGAUGUGCUUGUCAAACAAGUCCAUUCGCAUAACGACUACUGGAGGGAAUAUCCGUGUCUCACUGCUCUGAGCCUUGGAGUCCAGUCGAUCGAGGCUGACGUUUGGGUAUUCCCCGAGCUCAACGACUCCACUAUGUAUGUGGGUCACAACCUUGCAUCCUUGACGCGGGACAGAACGCUAGAAAGUCUGUAUUUGAACCCUAUUUCGGCGCUCCUGGACGCUUUCAACCCGGUCACCCGUGCGAACGAGAAAGCCGGCACUUUGAACGGAGUUUUCGACACAGACUCCGGCGCAACCUUGUACCUGUUUGUGGACAUGAAGACGGAUGGGCUCGCUACAUGGUCAUACGUUUACAAUGCCCUGGAGCCACUAAGAAAGAAAAAUUACUUAACCACCUACAACAGCACAAAUGAUACUUGGAAACAGGGCCCACUUACCGUAAUCGGUACUGGUAAAACACCGUUUGAGAAGGUGCAGAGUCUGGCUGUCAGAGACGUCUUUUUCGACGGAGUUCUAGGCGGCCUCAAUGAUUCGUUUACAGCCGGUACAUCACCGAUCGCGUCAAGCUCACUCGAGACGUUGGUGGGCAAGGUGGACAGUAUUGACGGCCUCAAUGCCAGUCAGAUCCAGCGGCUCAAUGAGGCCAUCAGCGACGCCCACGCCAAGGGCAUCUACACGCGGAUCUGGGACACUCCGUGGUGGCCUGUCGAGAAGCAGACGAACGUCUGGCGCCAGAUUCUGCAGGCCGGCUCAGACUUCUUAAACGCAGACGACCUUGAGUAUGCGAUCCACUUUCAGUAGACGUUUUUGAGUAUAGCUAUCGAUUAUCAAGUCGGUGAUUUUUUUGAGGCCCAUUACAUAAGCUCACAUUAAAUGUAUUUGCUGUGCC